Molecule: messenger RNA, 1653 nt
Organism: Parasteatoda tepidariorum (common house spider)
Lineage: Eukaryota; Metazoa; Arthropoda; Arachnida; Araneae; Theridiidae
Product: dual specificity mitogen-activated protein kinase kinase 1
Biological process (GO): protein phosphorylation
Molecular function (GO): ATP binding; protein kinase activity
Source: RefSeq, a predicted model, not a curated record
AUUCGCCCAUUCGGGUGCAAAAAGUUGAAAACGUUGCUCAGAGCUAAGCUAGAACUUGCGCUAUUUACGAACUUAAUCUCGCUUUCGGUGGUAAAGGUUGAGAAUCAGCCUCUUCAAUUUAUUACCUAAUCGUUACCAUGGUAUUUUUAUUUUCGCAGUAUUGUUUUUAAAAUAAUCAAAUAUUCAGUUUUUUUCAUUUCCUCCUCAUUAAUUAAAAUUAUUUAUUUUAAAUGUUAAACCUGUCAUGAAAUAUAUUUUAGGUUUAUUGCUAUAAAUUCAUUGUGUAUUUACCUGUACAGAAAUAUGAUAAUCUGAGUGACUUUUUUUUGACAACAUGAGUAAAUACUCUGGAAAAAAUAAGUUAAAUUUGAAGCUACCUCCUGGAUCUAUAGAAAUCUAUGAUUCUACUGCCACUUCUGAUUCGAAUAAUGAAUCAUGUGACACCAGCAUUGAAGCGCUUCAGAAGACUUUAGAAGGAUUGGAUCUUGACGAAUUGCAGAGAAAAAGACUGGAAAAUUUCCUCUCACAGAAACAACAAGUUGGUGAGCUCAGUGUGGAUGAUUUUGAGAAUUUAGGUGAGCUUGGUGCAGGUAAUGGGGGUGUCGUCACAAAAGUAUUGCACAAACGGAGUGGAUUAGUCAUGGCUCGGAAGCUUAUUCAUCUUGAAGUAAAACCAGCUAUUAGGAACCAAAUUAUACGAGAAUUGAAGGUACUUCAUGAGUGCAAUUCUCCUCACAUUGUUGGUUUUUAUGGAGCCUUUUAUAGCGAUGGAGAAAUCAACAUUUGCAUGGAAUACAUGAAUGGUGGAUCAUUAGAUCUAGUAUUGAAAAAAGCUGGAAGAAUACCUGAAAAAAUUUUAGGGAAAGUAACAAUUGCUGUUUUCAAAGGUUUGAACUACUUGCGUGAGAAGCACCAGAUCAUGCACAGAGAUGUAAAGCCGUCAAAUAUUCUGGUCAAUUCCAGAGGAGAGAUUAAAAUUUGUGACUUUGGAGUGAGUGGUCAGCUGAUUGACUCGAUGGCAAACUCUUUCGUUGGUACGCGUUCUUACAUGUCUCCAGAAAGAUUGCAGGGAACACAUUAUACAGUACAGUCUGAUAUAUGGAGUUUAGGUCUUUCUCUCGUUGAAAUGGUUAUAGGAAGGUAUCCGAUUCCGCCACCAAAUGACAAGGAGCUGGCCUCUCUGUUUGGUGCUAAAUAUCUUGCACAAAAAGAGUGCUUGUGUCCCUCAUCCAGUUCGAAGAAUAGACCAAGCAAUCUUAAUCUAGGCACUAAUGAUACUCCAAGUUUAUCUAUAUUCGAGCUUCUGGAUUACAUUGUUAAUGAGCCCCCACCAACUGUGCCUGAUGGAGUUUUCUCUAAUGCGUUUAAAGACCUUGUAGAUAGAUGUCUGAAGAAGAACCCGGCCGAAAGGGCAGACUUAAAAACCCUUCUCAACCAUCCAUUUGUGAAGAAUGCAGAAAGUGAAAAAAUAGAUUUUGCGAGAUGGGUGUGCCAGACGAUGGGACUAGAUCCAUCCACUCCCACUAAACUCACCCCCGACAAUUAUAUUUGACUACUGAACUCAUGUAGAUUCUAUAUUUAUACAUCAAGAAAUGAAUAAUAUGUAUUUUUUUUUUUUAAUGAUCUUAAUAAAAACUAUUUUCCGCUCUAAAA